Molecule: messenger RNA, 2073 nt
Organism: Talaromyces rugulosus
Lineage: Eukaryota; Fungi; Ascomycota; Eurotiomycetes; Eurotiales; Trichocomaceae
Exons: 1
Coding region: 1-2073 (690 amino acids)
Biological process (GO): signal transduction; regulation of GTPase activity
Cellular component (GO): cytoplasm
Source: RefSeq, a predicted model, not a curated record
AUGCCUUCCAAACAGAACAAUGUUCCAAAUUUGGAUCUCACAGCGGCCAAGUCGAACAAGGACCAGAGGAACUCAGCAUCGCAGAACGCUGAUGGUUUAAAACCAGAGGCAUCGCUCAGUCCCCUCUCUCCCCGAUCUCCCAAAUCCUCGCCGUCGUCCCCGCUGUCUAUCACCAAGGGCUCGACCAUCCGCUCCGUAGGGAGAAGCUCAACAACCGAAGCUACCAUGACCACCCCGUUAUCUCCCAGCCAAACCCCAGAACCUGCGACUCCCGGCUUGACUGCAAUGCCCCAAUACCCGCCUUCACCAAAGGACACCAAGCAUAGCCGUGAUGCGUCCCGGUCGUUCUUUUCCAACCUGAAAGCCUCCCGAUCCUCCCACAAAAUUAGCAGCUCGGAUAGCUCUGGCUUCUCAGCAGAUAACCGACCCAAGAGUCGCACCAGCUCUCGCGAUCGUGAACGGCCGCGUCUGACGUUGCCGAAAAACGGUUCGACGCCAGACCUUUUGGAGUCGGCCAGUCGAGCGGGAAAAGAGGACACUUCAGAUGAUCAGAGCUGCUCGGCUAUAGAUGAUGGUCGUAAUGGGACCGAGCCUAUUCAAGGGCCGCCGAUGAAGAAAGGAAAACAGAGGUUUGCUAACCUGUUGUCUCGAACGCGCUCCGUCCGGGUGGAUGAUGGUUCUGCUCCCAGAAGCGCAGGGCUCCGUCGACCGUCCACUACAACGCUUCUUAAGGUGACCGAAACCAGGGAAGAGGUGACCGAGCUUCCCAGGUCAAUAACCCCUUUGCGCCAAGACAGGAGCUUCACCGACGUGACGGAAUCGACAUCUCACCAUCGUGUACCGACAGAGGUUCGUCCGCAAACCAGCCGACGAGAUAGAGGACACCCGGCAAUGGUCAGCUCGGCGUCUUUGAGCCAAGUGUCCGGGGCGUCUGCCGCGCUAUUCAGCAACUUGAAGCAUACUUCAAGUGGAGCCGCGGACCGGCUGGGCAAAGCCAGCAAGGGAUUCCUCGGGAAGAUCACCAGGAGCGGAAGCACCAAUGAGCGCGAAAUUCAUCUAGACGACAACUACGUAUGCUCCGUGAUCAACCUCCCUCUGAUCGAGCAGACUCGAAAGACGCGGAUAUCGAAGCGGCUGGAAGACUGCAAGGACAAGACCGAAUUUUGGAUGCCCGCGCUACCCUACCGCUGCAUUGACUACCUGAAUUACAAGGGAUGCGAGGAAGAAGGUCUGUACCGAGUUCCUGGUAGCGGCAAAGAAGUCAAAUACUGGCAGCGCCGAUUUGACUCGGAAGGAGACAUCAGCCUAUUCGACGAGCCGGAAUUAUACGACAUCAACACGAUCGGCUCCAUGUUCAAGGCCUGGCUCCGAGAGCUACCGGACGAGAUCUUCCCCAAAGCAACACAGCAGAUGAUUGCCCAACAGUGCGAGGGGGCCACGACAGCGCCGCAACUGUUGAAGGACGAAUUGUCCAAACUACCGCCUUACAAUUAUUACCUCCUCUUUGCGAUCACUUGUCAUUUGAAUCUCCUCCACUCCUACGUCGACCAGAACAAAAUGGACUACCGCAACCUGUGCAUCUGCUUUCAGCCGAGCAUGAAAAUCGAUGGAUUUUGCUUCCAGUUCCUCGUCUGCGACUGGAAGAAUUGCUGGCAGGGCUGCUGGACAGAAAAGGAAUGGGUCAAGCAGGAGAAGGAAUUACUACUCGCUAAGGCUGCAAGCAGUACGCAAGCUAGUAGCAACAGCACGAACGGAACUAAACGCUUUUCUCAACGCCCACUGCAAUUACCGAGUUUUGUAGGUGCCGAGGACGACGACGGGCGGGCCAUUUCGUCGUCUGGAAGCAGCCAGGCGGAACAACAAUCGACAGACAGCAAAUCUCAGUCGCAGUCGCAGUCGCAGUGGCAAUCUCAGUCUCAAUCCCCUUCUCCAUCCCAGUCUUCAUCUCAAUCUCAAUCCACAACACCCACCCUCAAACACCGACCCCCCAGACUCGACAGCCGGUCGAAACACGAGCGCAGCGUGUCGCAAUUACCGGAGUUGGGACCUCCCUUGUCACCAAUCAAAAUCUGA